Molecule: messenger RNA, 612 nt
Organism: Hippopotamus amphibius kiboko
Lineage: Eukaryota; Metazoa; Chordata; Mammalia; Artiodactyla; Hippopotamidae
Gene: NDUFA12
Product: NADH:ubiquinone oxidoreductase subunit A12
Exons: 4
Coding region: 79-516 (145 amino acids)
Biological process (GO): response to oxidative stress; mitochondrial respiratory chain complex I assembly
Cellular component (GO): membrane
Source: RefSeq, a predicted model, not a curated record
GCCGGCAGCUCCCUUAGUGGCGGCUUCCCCACGGUGGGUUUUCCGUGGCGCGCCGAGAGGCGGGGCCUGUGGGGCAAGAUGGAGUUGCUGCAGGUCUUGAAGCGCGGGCUGCAGCAGGUCAGCGGCCACGGCGGCCUCCGCGGCUAUUUGCGAGUUUUUUUCAGGGCAAAUGAUGUGAGGGUUGGCACAUUGGUGGGGGAAGACAAAUACGGAAACAAAUACUACGAAGACAACAAGCAGUUUUUUGGCCGUCACCGGUGGGUUAUAUAUACUACUGAAAUGAAUGGCAAAAACACAUUCUGGGAUGUGGAUGGAAGCAUGGUGCCCCCUGAAUGGCAUCGUUGGCUUCACUGUAUGACUGAUGAUCCUCCAACAACAAAACCACCUAUUGCUCGUAAAUUCAGUUGGACAAACCAUAAAUUCAACGUGACUGGCACUCCACAGCAAUACGUGCCUUAUUCCACCACUAGAAAGAAGAUUCAGGAGUGGACCCCAUCUUCAACACCUUCCAAGUAAAGACAAUGGAAAACAAUUUACAUGGAAAAUAUGGAGCUUCUCCUGUAAUUGUACUUUUACUGCUUACUGUUAACUUGAUUAAAGUUAUUUGAUUAA